This is a messenger RNA of Sphaeramia orbicularis (orbiculate cardinalfish), 2139 nucleotides long. RefSeq names its product basic leucine zipper and W2 domains 1a (gene bzw1a). Gene Ontology annotation, cellular component: cytoplasm; membrane. The record is from RefSeq and is a predicted model, not a curated record. Gene Ontology annotation, molecular function: protein binding. Lineage: Eukaryota; Metazoa; Chordata; Actinopteri; Kurtiformes; Apogonidae. Bases 125 to 1384 code for a protein of 419 amino acids. The transcript is spliced from 12 exons.
GGAGGAGCCUGCGGAAGUCCUGACGGGAAGGUCUUUUUGUUUGGGCCGCACACAGACUCGACUGUAGCUUUGAUUCCCCUGGUUCACAACCGUUUUUUAUCUGCAUUAAUUUCGGGUGUCUUUUAUGAAUAAUCAAAAGCAGCAAAAGCCAACGCUAACCGGCCAGCGUUUCAAAACGAGGAAAAGAGAUGAAAAGGAGAGAUUUGACCCUACUCAGUUUCAAGAAAGUAUCGUACAAGGCUUGAAUCAAACUGGCACUGAUUUGGAAGCGGUUGCAAAGUUUCUUGAUGCCUCUGGCGCCAAGCUUGACUACCGCCGGUAUGCAGAGACACUCUUUGACAUCCUGGUGGCUGGCGGAAUGCUGGCCCCAGGAGGGACUCUGUCGGACGACAUGACCCGCACUGAGUUCUGCCUCUUCACGGCACAAGAAGACCUUGAGACAAUGCAAGCAUAUGCUCAGGUUUUUAACAAGCUGAUCAGGCGUUACAAGUACCUGGAGAAGGGUUUCGAAGAAGAGAUCAAGAAGUUGCUGCUAUUUCUAAAGGGGUUCACUGAGUCUGAGCGCAACAAACUGGCCAUGCUGACCGGCAUUCUGUUGGCCAACGGCAACAUAUCAGCGUCCAUCCUGAGCAGCCUCUUCAACGAGAACCUGGUCAAAGAAGGUGUCUCUGCUGCCUUCGCUGUCAAGCUCUUCAAGUCAUGGAUCAACGAGAAGGACAUCAACUCUGUUGCUGCCAGUCUCCGCAAAGUCGGCAUGGACAACAGACUGAUGGAACUCUUUCCUGCCAACAAACGGAGCUGCGAGCAUUUUUCUAAAUACUUCACCGAUGCAGGGCUGAAGGAACUGUCCGACUUCGCCCGCAACCAGCAAUCCAUCGGCGCCCGCAAGGAGCUGCAGAAGGAGCUCCAGGAGCAGAUGUCGCGUGGUGACCCGCAGAAGGAGAUUAUCGCCUUCACCAGGGAGGAGAUGAAGAAGGCCAACCUUUCUGAGCAGGCCAUGAUCGGCAUCAUCUGGACCAGCGUGAUGAGCUCUGUGGAGUGGAACAAGAAAGAAGAGCUGGUGACCGAACAAGCCAUCAAACACUUGAAGCAAUACAGCCCUCUGCUGAAAGCCUUCACCUCCCAGGGUCUGUCUGAGCUCAGCCUGCUGCUGAAGAUCCAGGAGUACUGCUACGACAACAUCCACUUCAUGAAGGCCUUCCAGAAGAUCGUGGUGCUCCUGUACAAAGCGGACGUUCUCAGCGAAGAGGCCAUACUGAAGUGGUACACCGAAGCCCACCUCGCCAAGGGGAAGAGCGUCUUCCUCGAGCAGAUGAAAAAGUUCGUGGAGUGGCUGAAGAACGCCGAGGAAGAGUCAGAAUCGGACGAAGAGGAGGCGGACUAAAACCUGUCGCCAUAUGAGCUUUUUUUUUUUCUUUUCUUUUUUUUUUUUUUAGUUUUUUCUUUUUUUUUCCUGUUAUUUUCUUUUUUCCAGGUAGCAGCAGGAGCAGUAGAAUGUCUUUGACGUUUCCUUUCUCUUCUACCUCCUGUUCUUUCUGCCCAGACUCAACCCUUCCACCUUCCACUCCUAAAAGUUAUUUAAGCUCAAUUUUAAAAGGGCUCAGUCCUUAUUCGGCAGAAAAUCAACAUGGCCCCUUUCUCUAUUAUCAUCAUUAUUAUUAUUAUUAAUAUUAUUUUUCUUUGGUAUCAUUUCUUAUGGUUGUUGUAAUGCCUUCUGUAAUUUGGAUAGAAAACAUUCCAUGUGAUCUCGCUGCUUGUUUGGAUUUAAAAGGAGGAUUUUGGUUCAGAUUCGAGUUCGCCUUCUUUGCCAUUCAACAAAUGUUAAAACAAUUUUGCCAAAGUUUUUUUUUUUUUUUUUUAAUUUAAUUUUUUUUUUUUUUUUUGCCCUUUUUACUCUUCAUCACCCAGCUCAUGUUAACGGCUCCUGUUUGGUCUUAAGCUCCGCCUUCUUUCUUGACUUUUGGGUAAACCUGUACGCGUGUCGAGGUCACUCGGGUGGGCGGGUUUGUGGGAUGACACGCCCCCUGCCCCUCCCCCAUAAGAUGCCUCGCCAGCUAACUGAUUAUUAUUGGUUUCUACUUUCUUUAAUCUGAUAUAAACCAAUUGACUUUUUUAUGAAAUAAAGACUAUUGAAAUGGU